Molecule: messenger RNA, 1723 nt
Organism: Echinops telfairi (small Madagascar hedgehog)
Lineage: Eukaryota; Metazoa; Chordata; Mammalia; Afrosoricida; Tenrecidae
Gene: ZBTB7A
Product: zinc finger and BTB domain containing 7A
Exons: 3
Biological process (GO): regulation of transcription by RNA polymerase II
Molecular function (GO): protein binding; DNA-binding transcription factor activity, RNA polymerase II-specific; RNA polymerase II cis-regulatory region sequence-specific DNA binding
Source: RefSeq, a predicted model, not a curated record
GGAAGGGAGUCGCGAGCAUCAUACGGGGCUUUGGCUGUACUGUACGGUUACUGUAGGGGCAGUGACGACGCCGCCGGAGCGAGCGAGGCGCAGAGCGAGGGGAAGCCGAGCGAGCGAGCGCCCGGACCCCGGAGGCCAGCGGCCCGGAGCCCAGUCCCCACCCCGGGCCCCGGCCCCGCGCGCCCCGGCCCGGCCCUGCGAGGUCUCGGCGCGGAAGAUGGCCGGCGGCGUGGACGGCCCCAUCGGGAUCCCGUUCCCCGACCACAGCAGCGACAUCUUGAGCGGGCUGAACGAGCAGCGGACGCAGGGCCUGCUGUGCGACGUGGUGAUCCUGGUGGAGGGCCGUGAGUUCCCCACGCACCGCUCGGUGCUGGCCGCCUGCAGCCAGUACUUCAAGAAGCUGUUCACGUCGGGCGCCGUGGUGGACCAGCAGAACGUGUACGAGAUCGACUUCGUCAGCGCCGAGGCGCUCACCGCCCUGGUGGACUUCGCCUACACGGCCACCCUCACCGUCAGCACAGCCAAUGUGGGCGACAUCCUGAGCGCCGCCCGCCUGCUGGAGAUCCCCGCCGUCAGCCACGUCUGCGCCGACCUGCUGGAUCGGCAGAUCCUGGCCACCGACGCCGGCACCGACGCCGGGCAGCUGGACCUCGUGGAUCAGAUCGACCAGCGCAACCUGCUGCGUGCCAAAGAGUACCUCGAGUUCUUCCAGAGCAACCCCAUCAACAGCCUGCCCCCCGCUGGCCCCUUUCCCUGGUCGGCCUUCGGUGCCUCCGACGAUGACCUGGACGCCACCAAGGAGGCCGUGGCCGCAGUGGCCGCCGCGGUGGCCGCCGGCGACUGCAACGGCUUGGACUUCUACGGCCCAGGCCCCCCGGGGGAGCGGCCCCCGGCGGGGGAGGGCGACGAGGGCGACAGCAACCCAGGCCUGUGGCCGGAGCGGGACGAGGACGCAGCCGGGGGCCUGUUUCCGCCGCCCCCGGGCGCCACGCAGAACGGCCACUACGGCCGAGCUGGGGAGGAGGAGGCGGCCUCGCUGUCGGAGGCGGCCCCAGAGCCCAGCGACUCCCCGGGUUUCCUGUCCGGCACGGCCGAGGACGGGGACGGGGACGGGCCUGACGGGGACGGGCUGGCGGCCAGCACGCUGCUGCAGCAGAUGAUGUCGUCCGUGGGCCGGGCCGGGGCGGCGGCGGCGGCAGGGGACAGCGACGAGGAGUCGCGGGCGGAAGACAAGGCCGUCAUGGAUUACUACCUGAAGUACUUCAGCGCCACCCACGACGGCGACGCGUACCCGGCCUGGUCCCAGAAAGUGGAGAAGAAGAUCCGGGCCAAGGCCUUCCAGAAGUGCCCCAUCUGUGAGAAGGUCAUCCAGGGCGCCGGCAAGCUGCCCCGACACAUCCGGACGCACACGGGCGAGAAGCCCUAUGAGUGCAACAUCUGCAAGGUCCGCUUCACUAGGCAGGACAAGCUCAAGGUGCACAUGCGGAAGCACACGGGCGAGAAGCCGUACCUGUGCCAGCAGUGCGGGGCGGCCUUCGCGCACAACUACGACCUGAAGAACCACAUGCGCGUGCACACGGGCCUGCGCCCCUACCAGUGCGACAGCUGCUGCAAGACCUUCGUGCGCUCGGACCACCUGCACAGACACCUCAAGAAGGACGGCUGCAACGGGGUGCCCUCGCGCCGAGGCCGCAAGCCCCGCGUCCGGGGCGGGGGGCCUGAC